UACCGUAGACGUCUACAACAGCAAAACCAAGCCAAGCCAAAGCAAAGCCAGGGAAUUAACAAUGGCUGAUUAUUGGAAGUCAAAUCCAAGAAAGUUUUGUGACUUUUGCCAGUGUUGGUUUGCAGACAACAAAUCGAGUAAAGAGUUUCACGAGAGGGGUAAGCGGCACAAGGAGAAUGUGGAGAAGAAGAUUGCAGAGCUGCGUAAGAAAGGGCAGAAGCAGUAUGAAACCCAGCAACAACUCAGCGGCUUCAUGAAACAGAUAGAGGAGGAUGCUAUGAAAGCUUUCAAGAAGGAUGUGGCAUCUAAUCCUGACCUGAUACCAGAGUAUAAGGUGGCUCUGGUAGAAAACAGCGUACGACAACAGCAAGAGCAGGAGGAAUUGACAGUUCAGCAGGGGAGCAGAUACCAGCCAGGAGGGACGUCAAGUACCCAGGGGAACACGCCCUCAUCAUCGACCACACCCAACGACCAAUCACAGGAAUGGAUGGAAGCGGUCAGUCCAGAGGGUCACACCUACUACUGGAACACCAAGACAGGAGUGACCCAGUGGGAAAAACCAGCCAACUUCAUAUCAGCACCCUCCACCUCAUCACAAGAUAAACCUUCUUCCAAACAAAAGGUCGAAGAAGAAUCAGAAUCAGAUGAGGAUGAAGAGAAAGAUCAAGAGAAGAAAGAGGGGAAUGAAGAGAGUUUAUCAAGAGGAACAAAAAGAAAUAGCGAUGCGUAUGGUGGGUGGACAUCUGUUUCAACUGAACCAGAAGAAGAGCAAGAUCUUCAACUCCCUGAAGCGAACCCUCUGUACAUGAGCUCCUACGUACCCCAGGCUGCCCAGUAUGAACCCAGAGAGAAGCUAGACAUCAAGGAGAAGGUGGUCGGAAGCAUCAAGGCAAGCUCAAGGGAAGGUCAGGGGGUGUGUCGUUUAAGAAGAGGAAAGGAGGCCAAAGACAAAUCCGGUCGAGGGAUUCGUCCUCAUGACGUAGAUCUACAUUUCUGGACUCCAGGAUGCAAAGGAUCAAGGGGUGUUGUUUGAGAAGAAGAAAGGGGGUCAAAGACGAAUCUGUUCUAAGGAUUCUUGAUCACGUUGUAGACUACAUGUAUAUUUCUGGAGACGCAGAGAGUUGUGUCGUUUAGGA
Messenger RNA from Lytechinus pictus (painted urchin), 1136 nucleotides. Its product is annotated as WW domain-binding protein 4-like. Gene Ontology annotation, cellular component: nucleus; precatalytic spliceosome. The record is from RefSeq and is a predicted model, not a curated record. Gene Ontology annotation, biological process: mRNA splicing, via spliceosome. Gene Ontology annotation, molecular function: RNA binding; zinc ion binding; protein binding. NCBI's taxonomy places the organism in Eukaryota, Metazoa, Echinodermata, Echinoidea, Temnopleuroida, Toxopneustidae.